AUGAACCUGUCCUCUCAGGAGGAUUAUGCUAUCAUAAUGAAGCUCCUUCUUCUUUCCGACCUAAAUCAGCCAUUGGCAAUUGAUAAGCCUUUUGUGUUCCGACAACUCGAGCAUUUCAUGUUUGGCCUCAAUUCCUUAUUCCAGACAGCUGGUUCCUCUGUUUCCAAUGACACCGAAUUCGAGGAGGAGUUUCUGAAUAACGGCUCAAGUAAAGCAACACCCAUAGCACAACUUCCCCAAUUGGCGACUGAAACGACGACGCUUUACAUUCGUUUUCUUGUCAAAUUUGAUGGUGACAUCGCUCAGAUGCUCACGGCCCUCGAUGUCUGCGACCCGGCGACAACUCUUCAAUGCAUUUCAAUCCUAUGUGAUUCAUCAUUAAUCUCCAAGAUGAGUUCCGAAGAAGCUGUUAGAGUAAUCCGGAUGCUUGGUGAGGGUCCGUUGUCGUCACAUCAAAUGGACCGAUCCAGUGAUACAGUGUUUGUUACGAGCAAAGUAUUGAAAAAUCUAUUGCCAUUAGUUGAUGGAUACGAUGAGACCGACUUUCGCAAGGAUUUCACGGAUCUUUUGGGAUUUUUGCUACAAUGUGAGGAGAAGCUGUUGUUCUUGAUUGAAGGCUGUCAAACUUUCCCAUACGAACUCUUUGACUACAUCGAUUUCAAGGCUUUCGCUGUUGAAAACUACAGAGAAAUCGUUUCAAUUUGCAUGGCGAUCAAGAGUCAAAGGAGCUCUUCACAAAUAAUGUCGCAGUUAUCGCAAGUAUCCAAGUAUAAGGGGUAUGACAUUCAAAAUGUGCUUUACGAUUCUUUACCAAUUCUUAUUCCUUUGGCCUAUACUUCAGAUGGUGUGAGGAAUGAGAUUUUUAAGUCCCUUCUGCCGUAUCUCAACAACCUAUACAAGGGCUAUAUGAGGGAGAAGGUUUUGCUUAUAAUUCUCGAAACUCUCAGAAUGACCGAUACUGGGUCAGAAAUUGUCUUAAGUGAAGUCUUGUCUAAAAGGACGACUGUGGAUCUAUUCAUGUCCUCGGUUCGUAUAGACAAUUCUAUGAGGGCCACAGUGACACCAGUUUCAAGCAUAGACCUAAUUGAUGCCCUUAUUUCAAAAUUUUGGUCUCCAGAAAAAGGUGAAUUCUGGACAACAAAGGUUUGUUAUUUCAUGCUUCGACAGUUGGGUAGGGAUGUGCUAAAUGAAGAUCCAGAUUUGCAACUUAUGGCUUUGCGCAAAAUAAAGCUCGUUAUCAGCCAGGUACCAUCAGGUUUAAAAGAUGCUAACGUCGUUUCCUUGGUCAUUGAAAUCUGCACCCUCUUGGUGGGUUCCAAAGCAGCACACGAGGCUGAUGUGCUUAUUUCACAGAUUUCAGUUGAAGACAUGGGAUCCUUUGGGCAAGUCUAUUCAAUGUUCAUAGUCGCCAAGCUAUUCAACCGACUCAUGGAUGAAAACAAGAAGGACUUAUUCAAAACCUUCGUCGAGAGAAUAGCCCACAUGUGUCACUUUUCACCAAAUUCGCUUGGAGUAUUCUCGAAUCUAUUUAGCAACUGUACCAUAAAACUUUCUGGAGGAUCAGUGACAGCAAAUGUUGAUGAGUUGGAGACCACUCUACAACACCUUACAGAAGUGGUCUCAUCCGAGGAGAUCCUGAAUUGCAUAAUUGAACUUUUGACGCGACUCUACCACGACACUCAGAUCCCCAAUCCCAAACGAGCCGAAAAAGAUGUUGUCAGGCUUUUUAUGAAUAUUGAUUUUCUGCAAACGAAAUCUAACAUGUUUGCUAUUUGGGUUGCAAAGUAUCUAAGCUUUUACUAUUUGCACUGCACUAAAAAGGGUGACAUUUCUGGGUUGAUCAAGAGGCCCGAGUACGAGAAAACCAGUUCCGAAAUUUUUCUUCUCGAAUGCUCCUCAAUGAACUUCUUUGUUGAGCAGAUAGUGAAGAUGCUGAGAGGGAGUGGCUACCCGGAAAAAGCAUUUGCUGAAUGCAUUCUUAGUGCACUUCUAUGGAAAUUCGAUGCUCGAAAACCAGACAGUGAGAAGUUUGUUGACUUCAAAGCUUUUGUCGACGAUAUCGGCGAUUUCCUUAUUCCAAUGGAUUUCCAUUCAUCUAUUCUCAUCGUUUCAGAAAAGAGUCACCCGAUGAAUGGCAAUGAUGGCCUUUCACAAGUCAUAGAAUCUCUAAGGUCGCGGGUUAUAGCUGACGAAUUCACUGAAUGGUCCAGUCAGCUUAUGCUUGCCAUCUUUCAAGAGAUUGCAAGAUAUACGAGCAUUGCAUCACUAUUUGCGAUUUGUGUCUUGAAAUUUCCUCAAUUGGCAGCCGAAAGCUUACCCCAUCUAGUGUGUUAUUACCUUUUCCUAUUGGAUCUGAAAUCGCUACCAAUCAUUUCGACGCUCAUAGAAAACAUGAUCAGUUGCGAUGUCCAUUUAGGAGCUGGGGGCCUUGAUCUUUUGGCUCGAAUAGUCAUUUGUGUUCGAAUGGGGUCCAAACAUGAAGGAAGCAUCUAUCAAAGGCUCUAUUCCAAACUCAACCUUGAAAAAAUCUACCUGGUAUUAAAAGACAGCAAGCACUCGAUGACUGCAUUACUACUACUCGAAGAUGCAACGCAAGGAAAGGGAAGUAAAGUUGAUUGGGGUAAAUGGAGAACAUCCAUCCUGAACAUUUAUGAGUCAAUUGAUGAUCUUGAUAUGCUCUACGGAGUACCCCAAGAGCCUACUCUCAGCAACACUAUCCAUAUGCUGAAGCGAAUUGCGUCAACUUCUGAAAUUUUGCGAAACGAUCUCGCUAUCCUUGACUCUGCAGCUUUGAGAAAUGAGGCAAAUGACGAUAGUGCAACAACGAAGUCUCUUCUUGCUGAUGGUUUGAUGGGAAUGUCAAGGGUGUUCUCUCUGAACACUACUGGCGAGACAGGAUGCUAUGAAUGGAGCUGGAAAUUGAGCAAAUGGAACAUACCGCUUUCAGAGGAACCCAAAUCGGACCACGAGAUUAUUUAUAAUUAUUUCAAGGGUCUUCGAGCACUUUCAUGGUCUACACAAUUGAUGGCUCGCCUUUCAAGUGACGCUAAUGAGUUCCAGUAUUCCAUUCAGCAGCUAAUCAUUAGGCUUUGCUUCGAUCAUCCGUUUCACACACUUUACAUGCUUAUCUCAUUAUUAUACCAUAAGGAUGUUGCACAGGACACUGGUAACAAUACCAUGCUUCUCAGGGUCACUGCAGCCGAAAAGAUAAGGCAAAACUUAAUGGCCCAGGACGAAGAGUUCUCUAAAACUAUCCUUCAUCCCAUUGAAAAGUUAUGUGAAGAGUCAACCAUUCUCGCUAAACAUAAGAGUUCGAGAGGACGUGCUUUGCACCUCGACAAACUCGAGAUUGGACAAUACUGGCUUAACGAUUUGCCUGAAAUCCCACCUCCUACGCUCAAUAUUCCUGUUUCAAAAAAUGGCUAUAAGGACAUUCCAAGAAUGGUGUCUUUCGACCCCAAGGUAAGUAUAGCAACAUCAGGUCUCAGCUUGCCGAAGAUUGCCAAAUUCACUUUGUCAGACGGUUCCAGCCGCAAGAUGCUUCUCAAAUACGGAACUGAUGAUUUGAGGCAAGAUGCAACAAUGGAACAGGUUUUCGAGAAAGUGAACACAAUCCUUGAAAGAGACCGAGAGACAAGAAAACGAAAGCUACAUGUCAGAACUUACAAGGCGAUCCCACUAGGACCAAAAGCUGGUGUGAUAGAAUUUGUCCCCAACUCCAAGGCGCUCAUCGAAGUCAUCAAGCCGUAUCAUCAAAGACAAGACAAGUUGAAGUACGAGAAAGCGAAGGAGGCGAUGAAGGAUUGUCAAAGCUCGACUUUGAAGGAAAGACUUCAAACCUACGAGACAGUCACCGCAAAAAUUGAUCCAGUACUUCACCAGUACUUCAGUGACCAUUUUGUUACUCCGGACGACUGGUACGAAAGCAGACAAAAAUUCACUAGAGGUAUCGCAUCAUCCUCAAUGGUGGGCCAUAUAUUAGGUCUUGGUGAUAGACACUGCAACAACAUAUUGCUUGAGGAAACGACUGGCGAACCAGUGCACAUUGAUCUUGGAGUUGCCUUUGAUCAAGGAAAAAGACUCCCCAUUCCCGAGACAGUUCCCUUCAGGCUUACAAGAGAUAUUGUGGACGGGUUUGGAUUCACAGGAGUUCAUGGGGUCUUCGACAAGCUGUGUGAACACACUUUCAGAGUUUUAAGAGAGCACAAGGAGCAUAUCAUCGCAAUUCUUGAUGCGUUAAGAUGGGACCCUUUGUAUCUGUGGUCGAUCUCACCGCUAAGGAAAAAGAGACUACAAGAUGAUACAAAAGUUCCUCUUCCUGAACCUCAAGAGGACGGUUCUGAAGCAAAUGCUGCUGUGCUCACGGUUUUGGAGAAAGUGGAUGCUGGAGGCUUGAGUGUCGAGGCUACUAGAUCCUACUCGUUGCUCUUUGCAUGUCAGGAAGGGAUGUAUGGCAGUGAUUUGAGUUCUACCAAAGUCAAAAGGUGCAAGUCGAAGAAAGACAUUGACGACAAGCUGUGGACUGAAACAUUCGAGUGUUUAUUUAAUGAUGACGUGAUGGCCGGAGACACUGGAGUUGAACCUCUAGAAAGUGUGGAGAUCGCUGCGAAGCUCGAAUCACUGGAAAGCUACAACAGCAAAACCGGAGAGUUGACUGAUGGCGAUUUGGCCGAUGAUCCGCCAACACUCACAAUCAUGAUUCGCUCGAAAGGUAGAUUGAGCGUUGAGUACGGCUCUUUCCAAGCUCAGGUUAGAGAGGUAGAUUCUCAGGACAUUGAAACAAAACGUGAGCUAGACAUACUAAAUUGGGUUCUGCUACAGUCUAAUCAGAUAACUCAAUUGGUCAAAAGAAUUGAGACGUCAGAGAACGAGCUACGUAAAUUGCGGGAAGAUGCCAAAACGAAAGACGAGGAGAUAAAGCAGACCACUGACGACUAUAACACGAUUCUACGGGAUCUUGAAGAUCGAUUUUACCAGGUUUUGAAUGCUAAGCGACAAAAAAUUCUUGAACUACUGGGCAAUGAUGAAGACGAUAUCAAACAUUUAAACAAGACCUUCGAGGUGAAAAACAGAACCAACUUAAAUCGCGUGAGAGUUGAAGAGAUCAUCAAGGGCGAGGGCUUUAAAGCAUUUGAAGAGAAGCAACAAGAGAGGGAGCUAGCCAAAACUUCCAAGAAGCGUAGCUCCUCCGGUUCGGAAGACACUGCCAAGAAGAGAAGAACGGUGAAAAAGGAGCCUCAAAGGAGGGAGAAGAAGCAAAAACAGCCUAGCAUAAAGCAAGAAGAUGAGGAGGUGGAAUUGUCUGUACGAGAAGAAGAGCAGCCUGAAUUCAUCAAAGAAGAAGUUGAUGACAAUUUGAAAGACACUUCCCUUGAGGAGACUAAAAGCAUAGAAAAGGAUUCCAGUGUCGAGGAAGGAAGCGCCACAGAGCAAUCCGAAGAAGCCACAGACUAUUCUGAUAACGACACUCAGGUGAAGCGUGAGGAGAAUUCAAGCGUGCAAGAUGGCUUUGACAGCACGUCAGGCACGACGCAGCCCGUGGAAGAAGUGAAUGACGAAGACGAGGAGGAAGAGGGCGAGACUGAUUACAGCGAUUGA
This is a messenger RNA of Candidozyma duobushaemuli, 5598 nucleotides long. Its product is annotated as ATM family serine/threonine-protein kinase. Gene Ontology annotation, biological process: protein phosphorylation; telomere maintenance; negative regulation of TORC1 signaling. Gene Ontology annotation, molecular function: protein serine/threonine kinase activity. Gene Ontology annotation, cellular component: nucleus. The record is from RefSeq and is a predicted model, not a curated record. Lineage: Eukaryota; Fungi; Ascomycota; Pichiomycetes; Serinales; Metschnikowiaceae. The coding region runs from base 1 to 5598 and encodes 1865 amino acids. The transcript has 4 exons.